Molecule: messenger RNA, 631 nt
Organism: Saprolegnia parasitica CBS 223.65
Lineage: Eukaryota; Oomycota; Saprolegniomycetes; Saprolegniales; Saprolegniaceae
Exons: 1
Coding region: 1-618 (205 amino acids)
Source: RefSeq, a predicted model, not a curated record
AUGCUCUCGUCCCGUGCACGGCUCGCGGCCAGAGAGAGCGCCAAGGACGGGUCGCUCGCCCGCCCGGGGUACCUCGCGCAGCUCGUGGCCGAGUGCACUGAUGCAGCAACGACCCCCGACGCCAAGCUCCAGUGCGUGGCCCACCUCGCCAACUUUGGCUACGACCCGAUCAACUAUAUGCAUCUGCUGCGCUUGAACGUCCUCGACCUGUUUGUGGAUGUGCUGGACGAGGCCCUGCAAUCGCCCAAGGCAACCGAGAUGACGACGUCGUUUGCACGCUUGGCGAUGCAAGGAAUCUGCAACGUGGCGGCCGACCCCAGGUUCCAGGUGCUGCUCAUGCAGAACGAUGCACUGCCGUUGCUCGCCGCCGCGAUCCAAGUCGAGGACAGGGCCACCCGCGUGUCAGGUCUCACGACGCUCUUCUUCCUCCUCGACGCACCGCCCAACGUCGUGCCCGAGGCGGCGCUGCGCAAGGACGCAUCCAUCCAUGCGAUCGUCGCGGUCGCGGCUCAGUCGACCGAGACGGUUGUGGCCAACACGGCGCAGGCCUUUCUCUCGCGAUGUGCCGAGGUGGCGGUCGAGGACGAUGCCACCGACGAGUCUACCAUGGCGCGAUAGCAACAUGCAAGUG